Messenger RNA from Osmia lignaria (orchard mason bee), 2418 nucleotides. Lineage: Eukaryota; Metazoa; Arthropoda; Insecta; Hymenoptera; Megachilidae. The record is from RefSeq and is a predicted model, not a curated record.
AUGGCCUCCAAGGAUCUGUCCCUGAAGGAGCUGUACGCAGCUCAAUCCGCCUCCAGGGGUCUCAUCAGCCGAGCAGUGGACAACUUCACUAAGCUGGGAAAGGCGCAGCGAACCACAACCGUCACCAGCAGCAGGCUCAGCAACCUACGGGGAUACUGGGAGAAGUUCGUCCAGCAGCACAUGCAGAUCCUCGCGCUGGCAGACAAGGAAGCAACUGCAAAGGAUGAGUACUUUGUCAAAGAUUUAUUUGUCGAAACAUCUUGUAUAUUUGAAGAAGCGUGUGAUUAUUUUAACGAAUACCUCGCGAAAUUAAAGCCUCCGCCGGUCGCGCAGUCGUCGUUUGACGAAACUCACGUUGCUAAUUCGCAAAACGUCGUGAACUCAAUUAAAUUACCGCAAAUUACAAUGCCGACCUUCUCAGGAGACUUCCAUGAGUGGGAGAAUUAUCGUGACUUAUUUCUGGCAUUGGUAGAUCAGAACGUUGCACUAACAGGGGUACAGAGACUUCAUUAUCUAAAAUCCAGUCUUUCGGGCGAAGCCGCCUUAACUCUAAAGAAUAUCGCGGUAACAGAAUCAAAUUACACCACAGCAUGGGAACUCCUGAGAAAAAGGUACGAUAACACGCGUCUAAUAGUCCACUCACAUCUGCGAACGCUCACAGAAAUACCCAAUAUAAACCGCCCAUCUGCCAAGGAAUUGCGCAACCUGCGAGAUAAGGCGAACGAUGUUCGUCAAGCACUAACUAAUUUGGGGAGACCGGUAGCAAGCUGGGACGACCUUUUCAAUUUUCUAAUAAUCUCAAAAUUAGACCGCGCUUCCUUGAAUGAUUGGGAACUUCAAUUGGGGAGCAGCACCGCGCUGCCAUCGUUCGCAGAAUUGGACGAAUUCAUAACCUGCCGGAUACGCGCGUUUGAUGCGGUUGAAUCGAGCAAACAGACGGCGCAGACUGACGAGUCAAAGAUUAAAAAACGAAGUUCAGAUAAACGCACGUCUAUAGUGUCACAUCAGACUGACUCUAGUGCUAUUAAGUGUGCAUUCUGCAAAGCAAGCCACGCCUUAGCAACUUGUAACAAAUUUAAGCAGAAACACGUCAAUGAACGGCGUGCCUUUCUUUUCGAGAAUCAUUUAUGUUUUCGCUGUCUAAAACCGGGGCAUGGUACAGCAAAAUGCCUCUCAAAGUCAGCCUGCGUCGCCUGUCACGGCAAACACCACACGUUGGUGCACUUUAAAAACGUCGACUCCAAUGUCAGCAGCGGUCGAGCUGCUGAAACACAGCAGAAGGCAGCAGAGACUGAUUUACCCUCCACUUCUCAGCAGGAUGAGAAGGAGCUAUCAUCCACGUGCCAUGUAGCUUAUUCUCGCAUUAAUAAAGCACUGCUGCCUUCCGCGUGUGUCAAAAUUACCGCGGACAAUGGCAGAACUAUUCUCGUGCGCGCACUGCUGGAUCAGGGUUCGCAGGUCACGUGUGUGACCGAACGCAUAGCAGACCACUUGAAAUCCAAAAAAUUACCUGUCGCGGUAAAUCUCUCUGGAAUAGGGGGGGUCCGCGCGGGAAGGGUAAAACAUGCGGUCGAACUAGAGAUGUCCUCUUGUAAUCUAAAAGAUAGGGAGGAAGCCAAAAUUAGAUUCUCGGCUCUGGUAUUAAAGAGCCUAACCUCUUACACUCCGAGUUCUUUCGAAUUCGAUUCAAAAUGGAAGCACUUAGUCGACUUACCUCUUGCUGAUCCAAAGCCCAGUGACUUUCAAGGGUUUGACUUACUCAUCGGGGCUAACGAAUACGGCAAAAUUAUGCUGGAUGGGGUGGUAAAAGGUCCUCCCGGCACCCCGAUCGCGCAGCGUACCGUGUUUGGCUGGGUCCUGUCGGGAUCGUGUGGGCCAACACGCGGAGGCUUGCGAUCGGGGCUGCAAGUCCAUCACGUUGAGAUACUCGACGAUCUGCACAAAAAUCUGAAAAAAUUCUGGGAAUUAGAGGAGACUCCAAAGGGGUUAGGAUUAACUCGCGAUCAAUUAGACUGUGAAAACCAUUUCAAAGAGACUCACCGCCGCCGUAUCGACGGACGUUACGAGGUUAGGUUGCCGUUCGCAAAAAACCCCAAGCUCACGGUCGGGGACACUGCAAAUAUUGCGAGGAAAAUCUUUCAGUCAAACGAAGUGCGAGUAAGGAAGAAUCCCGAGGUGUAUAGGGAAUAUCAGACCUUUUUGCAAGAGUAUCUUGAUUUAGGUCACAUGAGUCGAAUCAGGGAAACCGAAUCUUUAAACGAUAAAGUUUUUAUUUCACACUUACCUGUAUUGCGUCAGGAAAGCCAGACCACGAAAUUGCGCGUAGUCUUCAAUGCUUCAAUGAGCUUGUUAUGUCCCACCUUAAGGAUGGUUAUUUCACUAUUACUAUGUUCUGGGUUCUGCCGAUCAAAACGCUAA